UUGUUCCCCCAAUGUUCCGACCACCUCCUUUACGACGUAAUUAAACCAAUUGGGUACCUAGAGAAAUCUCUAGGCCAGUAAAUCGGACGCCAUGCAGCUCCGAAUAGGAGCUUCCGUGCUCUCAAAAACCCGCGCAGCCGCCGGUCGACCUUCGGUUUUUUCGCCCUGCUCAGAUUGUCAAAGGUCGACUUCUUCAGAUCUUAGAAUACGCAUAUCCAAAUCGUUAUACCAUAAUAGCCCAAAAAGAUCUUCAGCAUGGGCGGCGGCGGUGUCUGUUGCCUCGAACAUGGUCUCUAAUGCUGUUACUCGAGCCACUAAAUCCGAACUACCCAUUGACCCUCUACGAAUUGUCGCCAAGGAAAUGAAACAUUUAACGGGGAAUAUCCGCCAGCUUCUUGGGUCGGGACACCCUUCUUUAGAUCGAGUCGCAAAAUAUUAUACGCAAGCCGAGGGAAAACAUGUCCGGCCAUUAAUCGUUUUACUGAUGUCUAGAGCUACCUCGAUAUGUCCCAAAGCUCCGGAGUCCCCGCCGUCGCAGACCAUGGCCACGAUAGACUCCUCUAUUUCUCCGCUCGGUGUCCUUGCAGAUGUAAAUCCUUCAUCACCCCAUGCCGAAUACUCCUCGCAACCCGAGUCUGCCGAAAAUGACGUACUUCCAUCCCAGCGCCGCCUAGCCGAGAUCACAGAGCUAAUCCAUACUGCUUCACUUCUACACGACGAUGUCAUAGACCAUUCAGUUUCGCGACGAGGAUCCCCAUCUGCGAAUCACGAGUUCGGUAAUAAGAUGGCCGUAUUAGCCGGUGACUUUCUCCUAGGUAGAGCUUCGGUCGCCUUGGCGCGAUUACGAAACGCGGAAGUGGUUGAACUCUUAGCGACAGUGAUAGCAAACCUUGUCGAGGGCGAAUUUAUGCAGUUGAAAAAUACUGCGCGGGACGAAAAAAAUCCCAAGUGGACGGAGGAGAUAUUUACAUACUAUCUACAAAAGACUUAUCUCAAGACAGCCAGCUUGAUAUCCAAGUCAUGCCGAGCGGCAGCACUUCUUGGCAGAGCCGACUUGAACACUGUCGAUGCUGCCUACUCGUAUGGUCGGAAUUUAGGCCUAGCAUUCCAGUUAGUAGACGACAUGUUAGAUUAUACUAAGUCCGGGAAAGAUUUAGGAAAGCCGGCCGGAGCGGACUUACAACUAGGUCUUGCGACCGCACCUUUACUCUUUGCGUGGAAGACGACGCCGGAGUUGGGCACAUUGGUGGGGAGGAAAUUUGGGGAAGAAGGCGAUGUGCAAAGGGCACGCGACCUUGUUUACCAAAGUGAUGGCAUCGAACAGACAAGAGCACUAGCGGAAGAGUACUCGCAAAAAGCCAUCUCCGCUCUCGGCGCAUUCCCGGCUAGCGAAGCAAAGGACGGCCUAAUAGAAAUGGCGAUGAAUACGCUUAAACGUCAGAAGUAAUACCAUUUUAGACCUGUAUUACCACUCGAAAACGCUCGCGUAGGUAGGCAUUGGAUGAUCGCGAGCAGGGUCCUCGUUCUACAUGUGUAAUGAGGCACGACCGCAAACGACGACCCCUACCCUAGUUGUAU
Annulohypoxylon truncatum is the source of this 1578-nucleotide messenger RNA. RefSeq names its product hexaprenyl pyrophosphate synthase. The record is from RefSeq and is a predicted model, not a curated record. Gene Ontology annotation, cellular component: transferase complex. The transcript has 2 exons. The coding region runs from base 92 to 1447 and encodes 451 amino acids. Gene Ontology annotation, biological process: ubiquinone biosynthetic process; isoprenoid biosynthetic process. Lineage: Eukaryota; Fungi; Ascomycota; Sordariomycetes; Xylariales; Hypoxylaceae. Gene Ontology annotation, molecular function: prenyltransferase activity.